UUAGUUGGUGCACAACUCACAAAAACCCUAAAAGGUUUACGUUCUUGGCAGAACACUAGAUUCCAGCCUGCCUCUGGAGGUGUUCGUCUAAUCGCCCUGUCAUGGAAGAAGCUCCUGGGGAGGUGGAAACGAAAGUUUCGGAGGAAGCACCUUCGUCGAACGGAAGCGAAGUUCAUUUAAAACCAGAGGAACUCGUCGCUAAAGCAAUAGCUCCAGUUAAGAGAGAAUUCCUUCGACCUCCACCUCUCAGGCCUUGCUCUAAUGAUGCUGUCAAUGGAGAACCAGUUGUAAACAAGAAGGUAGUCCCUUCGAACGUGGUAACAGGGAAGAAAUCAAGGAGGCAAUUGAAGAGGGAACGCCAACAGGAACGAAAAUCUGCAUCACAUAUCUGUCCUGAGGUAGCAAAGACUGGUAAUGUGAGCUCAUGUCGUUUUGGAGGUAAUUGCCGCUUCAGCCACGAUGUGGAAGCAUUCAAAGCUCAGAAGCCGGCUGAUCUAGAUGGAGAUUGCCCUUUCUCUGCCCUUGAAGGGCCAUGUCCUUAUGGAUUGGCCUGUAGAUUCUCAAGUACGCAUAAGGAUGGCUUUCCUGCGGACUCACUGAAUGCACAGAAGAAAAGUUCUGAAAUAAAUGGGCUGAGCAAAGAUCUUCAGAAACUUUUGUGGAAAAACAAAGUCAACUUCCCCAUGGCAGAUGCACAGCUCAAACUCCUCGGUCUUCUGGGGAAUGGCAAUGCUAAGAAAAAAAAUCUGGAACCACACAAGGAGGAAGGUGAUCAAGCUGUUCUUAAUGGGUCUCAUAUUGGUGAAAAUAAUGAUGGCGAAAUAGCUUAUGAUUCUGUUGAAAAAGUAGAUUGCCCUCAAAGAGCUAAGGAGGUGGAGGACCAUGUGGGGGAUUCAAUUGCACUUGAUCUGCGGCCAUCAAAGAAAGCUAAAACUCCACUCAUUGAAAAAUGUUGCUCCAGUGAAGUAGAAAGUAGUGGCUUGAAUCUCCAGGAAAAAGAAUUUGAGAGAAGCCUCAUACAGGCCGAAUUAGAAACCACACCUUCUGAUAAUUGUCUUGCAGAAACUGAUAUGUGCUUGAAAGCACAUCCACGUGAAAAGAAACUUAUUGAUUUCAGAGGAAAGCUGUAUCUUGCACCUCUAACCACUGUUGGGAACCUUCCUUUCAGAAGGGUCUGCAAGAUGUUAGGGGCAGAUAUAACAUGUGGGGAAAUGGCUAUGUGUACAAAUCUCCUGCAGGGUCAAGCUUCAGAAUGGGCAUUGUUGAGGCGACAUUCUUCUGAGGAUCUAUUUGGUGUACAAAUAUGUGGGGCAUACCCAGACACUGUAGCACGUACUGUUGAACUCAUCAAUCGUGAAUGUACUGUUGAUUUUAUUGACAUAAAUAUGGGGUGCCCUAUUGAUAUUGUUGUUAACAAGGGUGCUGGAUCUGCUCUUCUUACAAAACCUUUGAGGAUGAAGAAUGUUAUACAAGCUACUUCUGGCACAGUGGACAAACCUAUAACUGUAAAGGUCCGGACAGGUUAUUUUGAAGGGAGAAAUCGCAUUGAUUCAUUAAUAGCAGAUAUUGGCAAUUGGGGUGCCGCUGCAAUAACAAUUCAUGGUCGCUCACGUCAGCAACGCUAUAGCAAGCUUGCUGAUUGGGAUUAUAUAUACCAAUGUGCAAGAAAGGCCCCUGAUGUUUUGCAUGUUUUGGGAAAUGGAGAUGUAUUUUCAUACUUGGACUGGAACAAGCACAUAUCCGAUUGUGCUGAACUUUCAACAUGUAUAGUUGCUCGAGGAUCACUUAUUAAGCCCUGGAUAUUUACUGAAAUCAAGGAACAGAGACAUUGGGACAUCAGUUCUGGUGAGCGAUUGGAUAUUUUAAGGGAUUUUAUACAUUUUGGCCUGGAGCAUUGGGGUUCUGACACCAAAGGUGUGGAGACGACAAGGCAUUUCUUGCUAGAAUGGCUUAGCUAUACAUGUAGAUACAUUCCUGUUGGCCUGUUAGAUAUUAUUCCUCAGCGACUAAACUGGAGGCCUCCCAGCUACUUUGGUCGCAAUGACCUCGAGACCUUAAUGGCCUCUGAUUCUGCAGCUGACUGGAUUCGGAUCUCUGAGAUGUUGCUCGGCAAGGUUCCAUCUGGCUUCACAUUCGCUCCAAAACAUAAAUCUAAUGCUUAUGACCGAGCAGAAAAUGGUUAACUUUUUAUGCAAAUUCGCCAAGUAAAUAAGUGGAUUUGAAAAUGGUGUUUAGGUGCACCUCACUUGUCAUUUCCCUAGCUUACGGCUUUGUGCCAGUCUGGUCUUUUUAGCUUCAGGCGUUUCAGCUACAUUUAUGGUUGUGAUGCUUGAAAAAGAUGAAUGCCUGCUGCCCAGUAUGGUGCUAAGCUGAUACGUAUUAUGCGGGGUGAGAAAUUGAAAAUACAAUACUGAUGGAAUAUGUUGUCAUUGUAUUUUAAAAUGUUUAAGCAGUCUAGGGAUUCUACCUUAGAACAAUAGUAGUAGUAAACUAAUUGAGAAAAAUAAUGCAGAAAAUAGAUCAGCCUAUUUAUGAAUAAUCAACUGUUACUUGUCCAUUCUCAAAUAAGUGCUAGUCUUGUAUAUUAUCUUCCAGCACGAGUGCUUGUGAUCUCGUAUAUUUUGAUUUAACAUGUGCUAAUGCUUAAACCUGAUUUUUUGGUCUGAA
This is a messenger RNA of Nelumbo nucifera (sacred lotus), 2667 nucleotides long. RefSeq names its product FMN-linked oxidoreductases superfamily protein. Gene Ontology annotation, molecular function: RNA binding; tRNA dihydrouridine synthase activity; metal ion binding. Gene Ontology annotation, biological process: tRNA processing. NCBI's taxonomy places the organism in Eukaryota, Viridiplantae, Streptophyta, Magnoliopsida, Proteales, Nelumbonaceae. The record is from RefSeq and is a predicted model, not a curated record.